AUGUCAUAUAUUUCAGGAGCAAGAUCCGUUGCCGAUAAACAAGUCAGAAUUGCCUCAACUCAAAUUGAUGGAAUUGGACCUAAAAAAGCCAUUCAGGUUCGUUAUCGAUUAGGUAUCAGUGGGAACAUAAAGAUCAAAGAGUUAACUAAGUAUCAGAUCGAAAAAAUUGAACAAGUGAUAGGAAAAGAUCAUAUUGUGAAUUGGGAAUUGAAGAGGGGAGAACGAGCAGACAUCGAACGAUUAAUUUCUCUUUCUUGUUAUCGUGGAAUUCGUCAUCAAGAUGGAUUGCCCUUACGCGGUCAACGAACUCAUACUAAUGCUAGGACUUGUCGCAAGCGAAUUCGGAAAUGA
Cucumis sativus (cucumber) is the source of this 351-nucleotide messenger RNA. The record is from the annotation of a RefSeq genome assembly. NCBI's taxonomy places the organism in Eukaryota, Viridiplantae, Streptophyta, Magnoliopsida, Cucurbitales, Cucurbitaceae.